CAUAAGCCAUUUUUCAGUUUCCCUCUUUCAUAAUAAAAUUUUAUUUAAAAAAUAAUUUUUCUUUUUCCCCAAUUAAACUCUUAACGUUUUGUCUUCUCACUUGUUUUCUCUUGCAACCCAACCCUAAUCUCUUACCCAUGUUUCUAACAAGCUACAUGAAAACUCUGAGAGCAUAACCAUUUCUUUUUUUCUCUCGCUCACUCAAAGAUCUACCCCCACCCGUGCAACAAUUUUGGAUGGGUAAAGGUUAGAUUACCCAAUUUCUUUUGGAUAUAAUCACUCUUUAGAAAUUUCCCCUCUUUCUUCUAACUUCUUACAAGAUUGGAUAUACAAAAAGAACUAGAAAAAAAAUCAAGAAGAGCAAAUUUUUAGGAGUAAUAACAUUAGAGGUUCUACUUGAAUUUUCUUGUCUUUGUUACCCUUGGUUGCUUGAUUUAUUGGUAGGUGAAAUGGAAGUACCUGAAAGUAGAAAGUGGAUGAAUAAUAGAGUUGAUUGUCACAAGAAUAUCACGGCAGAAUUUAAUAUUGGAGUUCAUGAGUUUAUUAGUUUUGCUUUGGCACAAGAUAAGAACAAAAUUGGAGGAGGGAAUAUUAGAUGUCCGUGUAAGAAUUGCAAGUGUGUGAAAUUUGGAAAUCCGGAAGAAGUGAAAGAACAUCUUUGUAGGAGGGGAUUUAUGAGUGAUUAUUAUCAUUGGACAAACCAUGGUGAGGAGCUUCCUCUAAUUCCCCAUGUGGUUGUCAGACACUCAUAUUAUGAAAGUAGAAGUCAGAGGGAAAUAUUUGAUAAUUAUGAGCAGUUGGUAAUGGAUGCUGCAUGACCAGAAAUUGGCAAUUAUGUAGAGCAAGAAGGUCAAGAUGAAGAAGAAACAAUGGAAUAAUAUCCUAAUGAAGAAGCACAAAAAUUCUUUGAAAUGUUGAAGGCGGCAAGAUCACCUUUAUGGGAUGGUUGUGAUAGAUAUUCUGUAUUGUCAGCUUCUUUAACAGCAUUAAGUUUGAAAGCAGAUUAUGGUAUGUCUGAGGGUUGUUUCAAUGGAUGGAUGCAAUUUAUGGGAAAUGCUUUGCUAAAGAAUAAUUGUAUGCCUAAAAUUUUUUAUCAAGCAAGGAAAUCAAUUGCCGAAUUAGGGCUGGCUAGUUUAAAAAAUGAAUGUUGUGUGAAAGGAUGCAUGCUGUAUUAUAAGGAGGAUGACACACUUCAAAGUUGUAAAAUAUGUGGAGAGGGGCGAUAUAGGCAUGUUAGAAAACAGGGGCAUGAUAAAUUAGUUCCAAAAAAAUAUAUGUGGUACUUCCCACUUGUUCCGCGAUUACAACGAUUGUAUUCCUCAUUACAAACAGCUCGCAAAAUGAGAUGGCAUCGUGAGAAUCCAAGGGAGAAUGGUUCUUUGUCUCAUCCGUCAGAUGCAGAAGCUUGGAAACACUUUGAUGAAACAUGGCCUGACUUUGCUAGAGACCCUCGAAAUGUUAGAUUAGGUUUGUGUUCAGAUGGCUUUGCUCCAUUCGACAAAACGGGUAAGCUUUAUUCUUGUUGGCCUGUGAUUAUUACCCCUUAUAAUUUGCCACCAUGGAUGUGCAUGAGAAGGGAGUUUAUGUUCUUGACCAUUAUAGUUCUUGGCCCGUCUAACCCAAAGAGGAAUAUUGAUGUGUUUUUGCGUCCAUUGAUAGAUGAACUUAAAAUGUUAUGGGAUGAUGGAGUUAUGACUUAUGAUGUUUCUUUGAAGCAAAACUUUUUGAUGAAGGCGGCAGUAAUGUGGACGAUUAAUGACUUUCCAGCCUAUGGGAUGUUAAGUGGUUGGAUGACAAUGGGAAAACUAGCUUGCCCAAUUUGCAUGAAGAGUUCUAAGGCAUUCACCCUUGAAUCUAGUAAAAAAACUCAUGGUUUGAUUGCCAUCGACAAUUCUACCACUAAACCAUCCAUAUAGAAGGAAUAAGAAUGCAUUUACAAAAGGUAUAGUUGUGACGUCACCUCCUCCACAAAGGUUGAGUGGUCAAGAGUUGUGGGAACAGGUUAGAAAAUUACCUAGUGUGGAAGAAUCUAAAGAGCACAAACCACCAGGCUAUGGGGUAGAUCAUCAUUGGACAAAACGAAGUAUAUUUUGGGAACUUCCAUAUUGGAAAACUCAUCUUCUCCCACACAAUCUUGAUGUAAUGCACAUUGAGAGAAAUGUGUUUCUUAAUAUUUUAUUCACAAUCAUGGACACCAAAGGUAAGACAAAAGAUACUUACAAGUCUAGGAGGGAUUUGGAAAAACAUUGCAAGCGUAAGGAACUUGAGCUUCAACCCGGUAGAAAUGGUAACUUCAUAAAACCAAAGGCACAAUAUACCUUAACCAAACAACAAAGAGUAUCUGUAUGUGAAUGGGUUAAAAACCUUAAGCUUCCAGAUGGUUAUGUUUCUAAUUUAAGUAGAUGUGUCGAUUUGAAGGAAGCAAAGUUGUUUGGAAUGAAGAGUCAUGACUGCCAUGUAUUCAUGCAACGAUUGUUACCAUUAGCCUUCAAAGCCUUGCCUAAACCUAUAUUGAAUACACUGACCGAAUUCAGCCAAUUCUUUAGUGAAUUUCGUCAUCUUUAUUGAGAGAAGAUAAAUUGCGUAAUUUGGAGGAAAACAUUCCAAUCAUAAUGUGCAAAUUAGAACAAAUAUUUCCUCCAAGCUUUUUUGACUCGAUGGAACAUCUUCCUAUUCAUUUAGCUUAUGAAGCAAGAGUUGGCGGUCCUGUUCAAUAUUGAUGGAUGUAUCCAUUUGAAAGGUUAAUUCUUCAACAUUAUACGAUUUCAUGGUUAAGUUUCUUAUUUCACUUCAUUUCUCAAAGUUUACUCUUUGAUUUGGUAAUAGGUUCAUCCGAACUUUGAAACAAAAGGUAACAAACCAGGCUCAUGUAGAAGGUCCAAUUUGUAAAGCAUAUUUAUUAGAGGAGAUGUCCACAUUUGCAUCCUAUUAUUAUCCACCUGA
Messenger RNA from Vicia villosa (hairy vetch), 2943 nucleotides. RefSeq lists its product as uncharacterized. NCBI's taxonomy places the organism in Eukaryota, Viridiplantae, Streptophyta, Magnoliopsida, Fabales, Fabaceae. The coding region runs from base 912 to 1916 and encodes 334 amino acids. The record is from RefSeq and is a predicted model, not a curated record. The transcript has 4 exons.